Messenger RNA from Harmonia axyridis, 3297 nucleotides. RefSeq names its product AP-3 complex subunit beta-2 (gene rb). The record is from RefSeq and is a predicted model, not a curated record. Lineage: Eukaryota; Metazoa; Arthropoda; Insecta; Coleoptera; Coccinellidae. Gene Ontology annotation, biological process: vesicle-mediated transport; intracellular protein transport. Gene Ontology annotation, cellular component: membrane coat; AP-3 adaptor complex. Bases 112 to 3180 code for a protein of 1022 amino acids. The transcript has 14 exons.
AGUAAAGUAUUGACAAUUCGGUGUUCUAGUGUCAAAAUUCGUGUAUUAUUUGAUUUUCUGGAUUACAAAUCGAGGAAAAAAUAACACAGGAAAACUUUUCUCAUUUUUGUGAUGCUUAUAUCUUCUCAGAAUAUGUCCAAUAAUGGUUCGUAUUCAAACGACAGAGAUGUGGAAAUUGCAGUUGAUGCAUCCUCCGGGGGUUUUUUCUUUUCUGAUUUCAAAAAGCAUGAUGAUCUCAAGGAAAUGCUUGACUCGAAUAAGGAUAGUCAAAAGUUAGAAGCAAUGAGGCGUAUUAUUGGGAUGGUUGCAAAAGGAAGAGAUGCAUCAGUUCUUUUUCCUGCAGUAGUCAAAAAUGUCGUUUCCAAAAAUAUUGAAGUGAAAAAGUUGGUCUAUGUUUAUUUGGAACGAUAUGCAGAAGAACAACAAGAUUUGGCAUUAUUGUCCAUUGCUACUUUCCAAAGAGCUCUCAAGGAACCAAAUCCUUUGAUAAGAGCAGGAGCCUUAAGAGUUCUUUCAAGUAUUCGUGUGAAAAUGAUAGCGCCAAUAGUUAUGUUAGCUAUCAGAGAUGCAUCAGCUGACAUGUCUCCAUAUGUUAGAAAAACAGCAGCUCAUGCUAUUCCUAAACUGUACAACUUGGAUAGUGAACUGAAAUCUGAAUUAGUGACAGUAAUUCAAAAACUUCUAGCAGAUAAAACGGUUUUGGUUAUUGGUUCAGCUGUAAUGGCUUUCACAGAAGUUUGCCCAGAAAGAGUUGAUCUUAUUCAUCGUGUUUAUAGAAAACUUUGUGCCUUGAUAGUUGAUGUUGACGAAUGGGGCCAGGUAGUCAUUGUAAACAUGCUGACAGCUUAUGCAAGAAUGCAAUUUGCAAAUCCAAAUUUGAAGCAAAACACAGAAGCUGUUCAAGAAGGAGCUUUUUAUGACUCCAGUUCUGACUCGGAAAAACCAGCCCCAACUUUAGAUCCUGAUCAUCGGUUAUUGCUGCGAUCAACUAGGCCAUUAUUGCAGUCAAGAAAUGCUGCUGUAGUAAUGUGUGUAGCUCAACUUUAUAAUCAUGCAGCCCCAAAAGGAGAAAUGCAGUUAGCGGUGAAAGCUUUAGUAAGGCUUCUUAGGUCCCAUGUUGAAGUUCAGAGUAUAGUAUUGAAUGCUAUAGUUUCUAUAAGUUUGAAAAAUAAGGCUUUGUUUGAGAGUUAUUUGAAAAGCUUUUUUGUUCGUACUUCUGAUCCAACAAAUGUUAAACUAUUGAAAUUAGAGAUUUUGACAAACCUUACCUCUGAAUACAAUGUUUCUGCAAUCUUGAGAGAACUUCAGACUUAUAUUUCCCACAGUGAUAAACAAUUUGUAGCAGCUACAAUUCAAGCAAUUGGCCGUUGUGCCUGUUCCAUUUCUGUUGUUACUGAUUCGUGCCUUAAUGGUUUAGUAUCUCUUCUCUCCAAUAGAGAUGAGGCUGUUGUCGCUGAAAGUGUAAUAGUUAUAAAAAGACUUCUACAAACACUAGCAGCUGACUUGCAAGAAAUUAUAACACAUAUGGCACGCCUUCUAGAUAGUAUUACAGUCGCCCAAGCAAGAGCUGCCAUUUUGUGGCUGCUUGGGGAGCAUUCACAUGAAGUCCCAAAAAUUGCUCCUGAUGUUCUUAGAAAAAUGGCAAAAACAUUUGCAGAUGAGCAUGAUAUUGUGAAAAUGCAGGUGAUGAAUUUGGCUAUUAAACUCUAUAUAACCAAUCCUGAACAAACUACAGUAUUAUGUCAGUAUAUAUUCAACAUGGCUCGUUAUGAUCAAAACUACGACAUAAGGGAUAAGGCCAGACUUCUUAAACAAUUCAUAACUCGUGGAAAUAACCAUUUCUUAAGCAAAGCAUCCAAAAUUUUCUUGUCUGUUAAACCAGCUCCUUUAUUGCAUGCUACAUCCAAAGAACAAGCAGACUAUCAACUUGGAUCUUUAUCUCACUACAUCAAGCAAAGAGCCGGCGGUUACAAGCCCCUCCCAGAUUUUCCUGAUGUUCCACCUCCUGGUGAUGUGAGAAAUGUCGAGCCUCUUCCAAAGACAGAUACUCCAAGAUCUCGUAAAGGAGAAAAAAGAUCCAAAGAAAACUUUGCUUGGAACUCUGAAACUAGCUCAAGAGGAGAUUCUAGUUCAUCAGAGUCAGAGACGUCUUCUGAAGAAGAAUCAAGUGAAGAUGAAAGUAGUGAGGAAGUAGAAACUUCUGGAGAAGAAACUCAGGGGAAAGAGAGUAGUUCAUCAGAAACAGAGUCCUCAUCAGAAGAUGAUUCGAUCUUGGAAAGGAGUGAUGAGGAAGAUGAAAAGCCCACAGUUUUGAGGAAAACGUCACCACAAAUCGAUAAUAACGAAAUUAAAAAACCUGAUUCAAAAAUCAAUAAAAAGUCCAAUUUGGAUUUAUUGUUAGAAUUGGACAACCUUGACGUUGCCCCAGUCCUUACACCAUCACUUGGUGGUUUUUUGACUCCUGGAGUUCCUUCAGCCAACAUUUCUUCCAUUCAAGUAGUUCCUCCUUCUUUUCUCAAUACCAAACAGCUUGAACUUCUCAACAGGUUGAAUGGUAAAGGGUUUUCUGCAACUUACAGGUUCACUAGAAGUACACAUUUAUAUUCCCCUAGUAUGGCUAAUAUAAAUAUUGUUUUUACCAACAAUACCCAAGAAAAUAUAUCUGAUAUAAGAAUAGGCAAAAAGAAUUUGACUUCAGGAAUGAGUAUGUAUGACUUUGCUGCAAUACCAUGCAUUCCACCGAACUGCAAUCUACCUGCAACUUUAGGAAUUGACUUUAAUGAUUCUGCUCAAUCUGCCAAUUUUGAAAUUGUUUCUUCCAUUGGAAAUUUCAAUGUUACAGUGAAACCAUUCAUUGGAGAACUUCUGAGGCCAAUAACGAUGCCUGAAGAAGUUUUCCUUCAAGAACAGUCAAAAAUUAAGGGAAUGAACGAGCAUACAGGUACAAUUGAAAAUUGUGUCGAUGACAUUUUGAGCACUAUGAAUGAAAACUGCAAUAUGGGUAAGUGCGGAAAAGAAGAAUCGGAUUAUUUCAGAUUUGCUGGACAAACACUUACUUCUUCCAACCUAUGUUUAGUAACAAUACAUCGAUCUUCUAAAGUGACAAUCACAGUCAAUUGUAGCAAUGUGGUGUUCGGAUCUGUUUUAUUGAAUGAACUUAUUAAAAAACUAUGUUCAUAGAAGAUACUUUUUCUAAUGUUAUACUUUCAGUUGUAUUUGAUUUUAUAUUCAAUGUUAACCAUUUGCUACUAUUUCCUAAAUUAUAAAUUUUAUAUAAAGUACAUUUAUGCCAGAAAA